AGGGAGUAGCUUUAGACUGGCAAAUUAACAUAGCCGAAGUAGACGAAAUAUGUAGGAAGGAACUGCAGAUGCUGGUUUAAACCAAGAUCGACACAAAAUGCUGGAGUAACUCAGCGGGCCAGGCAGCAUCUCUGGAGAGAAGGAAUAGGUGAUGUUUCGGGUCGAGACCCUUCUUCAGAAGCAGCCAGUCUCCGCUUGGUGUGAAUGUGUAGCGGCCGUGAAUCUGCCUUUAAACGCCACUGCCGCUCGAUUCUGGCUGCGUGCAGAGUUGUGAAGUGUCUCAUGCUCCACAAAAUACGGUACGGGGAAGAUCCCUGAACGCUGCUCGCGGUGGAGGCUGAAAAAUGGGUUGGUUGCUGAACAAGUCCAACAACACAGUAGGACUGAUCACCUGCCAGCUAGGAUCGGAGCCACCACCUCGCCGACCUUGUUGUGGAAUGCGGAUGGGAAGUUACACUUAUUAUAAGCCAGGUGUUUCACCAAGGCGCUCCUGACACCACAAGCCUCAAUAUCUCGGGAGGACCACACCAGUGUGUCCCGUCCUUGUUGUCUUUGCCUUGUGCCCCGGGGCCGGAGCGGUGGACCAAGAGCGGGAGUGUUGAGGGUUUGUAAGUAGGGAGAAGGCAGGCUGGAGUUGGAGGAUGUCGGAAGAGGCUGGGUCCGAAUGCCCCAUCUGUUACGAGAAGGUUUCUCGCCAGAACCAGUCGCUCAGGACGUUGGCAUGCAACCACAUCUUCUGCCACGACUGUUUGGUGAAGACUGUGAUCAACCAGCAAGCCCAGCCCAAGAAGGUGGUGUGCCCAGUGUGUCGGCAUGUCACCUUCCUCCACAGAAGGAGCUUAGGCUGGGUAACCAGGAGCAACGAAGACAAACAGACUCUGGAGAUCCCGCUGUCGGUCAUCUCGCCCCGGUCCACAAGCCCGCCGUCCGAAUCAGUCGAGGUGCUCCCUCCGCCCCGCCGCUCCUUCCUCCGCCGCUUGUUCGGCUCCAGCCCGCGGACCUUCUCCUCCACGCUUCGGAACCAAGCGCUGGGAAGUAGCCAGAUUUUCGUGAUCAGCGGCCGGGGGAGGCCGAUGAGUGAGGAGGAGUUGCGGGUCCCGGGAGAAGCGGUGGUUCUGGAGCACAGGCGGUAUAGACUGCGUUGGGUAUUAGUCCUUCUCUGCUUCAUCAUCAUUGGGGCGGUGAUCGCUGCCAUUCUGCCCUGGAUCACCUCCUUUAAAUGAGUGGAGCCUGGGACAGUACACCAGUACUUGUAAGCCUUCUUCACCCACAAGAGGCAAGUUUGCAAACAUAUGGAGCCGUCUCCACCUGUUCCAUUUCACCUCUACUUUCUAUGAAAGUACUUUGGCAAGAUGGGUGGAUACAAGGAACUGCAGCAGCUGAUUUACAACAAAAAAGACACAAAGUGCUGGAGUAAUUAGCGGGCAGGCAGUAUCUCCGGAGAACAUUGACAAGCGACGUUUCUGGUCGGGAUCUUUCUUGAGACGUGUACAGUAACUUCGGUUAACUCUUUGGGAGACAUGAUUGCAGGAAAUACAAAUUGCACGGACAGGGCUUUUUAUGAUCCAGUAAAUGUUAUUUAUAAAUAUGUAUAUUAAAAUUGUGAGCAUUUGCUAACUCUUCAAAA
Molecule: messenger RNA, 1627 nt
Organism: Amblyraja radiata (thorny skate)
Lineage: Eukaryota; Metazoa; Chordata; Chondrichthyes; Rajiformes; Rajidae
Product: RING finger protein 222
Exons: 1
Coding region: 642-1223 (193 amino acids)
Source: RefSeq, a predicted model, not a curated record